AUGUCUUUCGCUGCUCAAGCUGGUAAUUCUUUAUCUUUUUCAUUACCUUUUUCGAAUAUAGCAAAUUUUGUUUCGUCAAAACUGGAUUCUACGAAUUAUCUCGUCUGGAAGGAUCAGUUUGAGUCAAUUUUAAUUACAACUGAUUUGUGUGGUCAUGUUACUGGUGAUGACCUAGAACCAAUUAAGGAAAUUGUUGUUGAUGGUGUUAAUACUGUUAAUCCUCACUCAGAUGUUAAUGGUGUUAAGGUUCAUUCUGAAGUAUGGGAGAUGCUUGAUUAUGGGAUUCAGGAAUCUUGGACUAAGCGUUAUGUCGUGGCCCAUGAGAGUAUUAUCAUCGACCAAAAAUAUUUUAGGCUUGUGCGGUCUUUGAAGAACGACGAGAUUCUACUCUUGACUGGAAAUAUUCUAGUUUUGAAUGAACCAAAGCAUGGAAAGGCUUUAGAACUAAAAAUCAAUAAUGUUCCAUUCAAGAACGCUGAAACUUAUUUUGAAAGCUUAGUUUCUCUAAACUCUGGCCCAUCAACAGAGGGCAAGUUUCUAACAAAUGCUGCCAAAGCUGAAGGAAGCACUUCCAGAAUUUCAUCAAGUGAUUUUGUUGUCCCAGUCACCCAACUAAAGGUGCAGCAAGAGCAGGUACAGUAG
Molecule: messenger RNA, 642 nt
Organism: Papaver somniferum (opium poppy)
Lineage: Eukaryota; Viridiplantae; Streptophyta; Magnoliopsida; Ranunculales; Papaveraceae
Exons: 4
Coding region: 1-642 (213 amino acids)
Source: RefSeq, a predicted model, not a curated record